This is a messenger RNA of Pezoporus occidentalis (night parrot), 3832 nucleotides long. It is a transcript of the gene SCAMP4, whose product is annotated as secretory carrier membrane protein 4. NCBI's taxonomy places the organism in Eukaryota, Metazoa, Chordata, Aves, Psittaciformes, Psittacidae. Gene Ontology annotation, biological process: protein transport. The transcript is spliced from 8 exons. Gene Ontology annotation, cellular component: recycling endosome membrane; trans-Golgi network membrane. The coding region runs from base 217 to 906 and encodes 229 amino acids. The record is from RefSeq and is a predicted model, not a curated record.
CCGGGCCGGCGGCCAUUGCCGGGACUCUAUUUCCCAGCGCGCCCCGCGGCGAGCCCGCCGGAGCUGGGUCUUGGCGCUGCGGCUUGAGGGGAGAGCGCAGUGGGAAGGUCCACAGAGGGCCAGGAGCCAACACAACAUCUCAACCCCUAAAUGAGACAUUAAGUCUGAUCUGUUGCUCUCUGUCUGAAACUUCACUAGGGCGCACUCCUAAUAGAAAUGGCAGAAAAGGUGAAUAACUUCCCACCGCUCCCCAAGUUCAUCCCACUGAAACCAUGUUUCUACCAGAAUUUUGCUGAUGAAAUUCCCAUCGAUUAUCAGUCUCUGGUGAAGAGAAUCUACCACGUAUGGAUCUUUUACUGCAUCACACUAGUAGUGAAUAUCAUUGCGUGCCUGGCAUGGUGGAUCGGAGGAGGCUACGGGGUCAAUUUUGGUCUGGCCAUCCUCUGGCUUAUCCUCUUCAGUCCCUGUGGCUACGUCUGCUGGUUCCGACCUGCCUACAAAGCCUUUCGGUCAGACAGCUCCUUUAAUUUCAUGGCCUUUUUCUUCAUCUUUGGUGCACAGUUCAUCCUCACACUCCUGCAGGCUAUCGGAUUCUCCGGCUGGGGAGCCUGUGGAUGGUUGGCAGCCAUUACUUUCUUCAGCACCAACAUUGCAGCUGCUGUGUUUAUGCUCUUUCCUGCCAUCAUGUUCACGAUGUCAGCGGUUGCGAUGCUCGUCAGCAUUAUAAGGGUACAUAAAAUCUACCGAGGGGCUGGUGGAAGCUUUCAGAAAGCUCAGGAUGAGUGGAACAGCGGCACGUGGAGGAACCCCCCCAGCAGGGAGGCCCAGUACAGCAAUUUUUCUGGGAACAGCCUGCCAGAGUAUCCCACAGUACCCAACUAUCCCCCGGGAAACCAAUGGCCUUAAGCAGCACGAGCUGCAAACUGCCUGGAUUCUCUUCUUUUUGGUCUUUUUUAUUAUUGUUAUUGGAAAAGAUCGUUUGCAUUCCUCCCCAAGCACCCCAGUCACCUUGGGGACUCUUUUGGUUUUUGCCUCCUCAUCUCUGCAGCAGAUAGAUGCUGUCAGCCCCUGCCACCUCCAGAGCACUGCACGGCCUUAUCAGAAAGUCUUUUGUUUGUGUUGAAUUACCAGUAUUUGCCUCGCUGCAGACUGAGGAACCAACCAUUCCCUGUCCUUGCUUGAGGGAAUCCUCUUGUGACCCUAUGUGAAGAGGCUUCACUUCCCCACGAUGGCACACACUAUCACAACUGCUCCUUCUGCCUUCGCUGCUCAGUCUUCAUCAGCUACCGCUACCUGAGUCGUCCUUAACAAAUGCAAUCAGAGCAUUAGUAGCAACUGGUGUUUACUCUCCUGGAUGAAUAAUCUGGAAUUUUUCACUCUAAGGGAAAUGCAACACCUAAAUUAUUUGGUACUAGUGAUAUCGAAGGUAUUGUAAUAUCUACAGCCUCAUUUGUUUGCACACUCUGGUGAAGAAUCCUGUAGAUAACGGUGCUUGCUGUGGGUGAGUGUUGUUCUGAUGGGAAGUCCACAAGAGUCCUCAUUUGCCUGGCUAGGACUAUUGUUAUGCUUAGGAGUCUUGUUUUCUCUGCUGCCAAAAGGAUCUGUAUGCUUCAGAGGUGUAGGUUCAUUUCAUUUGGUUAAUGAUUGCUUGCUAAAAGCCUGAUUCAAAGCCCACUGAACAUUACUGAGAACCUGGCUGAUGCUGGGCUUUGGAGCUGGCUGCCUGGGGGAUGGUCACUCCAUCACAGAUAGGCAGCACAAGAUCUCUGUGCCAUCCCACUUAUGUGGCAUCCAGGUUUUGUGCUGACCCAAGGAAUGCCCUACUAGGCACAUCUUGCUUUGUUGGGACACCCUGUUUUCUGAGCUCCCCCCCAGAUGCAAGAUAAUUGUUGAUCUCAGUGCUGGGCCCCCACUGUGGUUUGGGAAUAAUUCUAUUACAAUGAAUAGUUUGAAUUCUGCCUUCUAUGGAUGUAGUUGAAAUCCAAACACACAGCGGGGUCUGGUAGGCAAAGGAAAGCUUGUUAGUCCUUGUAACUGGUGUUACUGGGCAGACCUGGUCUGUGUCUGUGUAGCCAGCAGCACUUUCCUUCCAUGUAUGAGCAGGGAGAGACUGAUUCUUGCCUUUCUCCAAGAAGCAGCUUGAGAGAGGAUAGAGUUGUUGGCAGGGAUUGUUUUCCCUGAGAGGCAGCAUCCAUCUCAUUGUUCAUCUCUGUUCUGUGCAUGCACAUCAGGACUCCUGGAGUCUGAGCCAUCCAAUUCCCCCGUGUCCUCCAGGCAGCAGAUCCUGCUGCAGUCAGAUCCUGCAGUUUUUUCUUCCCCUUCAACAGCUUGCUGUGAAUUUCUUUUUAUUAUUUUAUUUUUUCAAACAUCAAAACUGGAAGGUCAAUUCCCAAGAUUUUUUUAUAGGAAGUGAGAGUUCAGAGUCUUUGGCUCUGAAAGUUCUGGCCAAUAGUCCUGUAAAGGACACAGUGGUCCAUUGCAGAGGCUUGGGAGGUGUUGGGCACCCCGUGGGUCAGACCCAGAGGCUGCCAACAGGCUGCCAGAGGUGUUGCAGUUACACUGAGUAACUGGAAAACAACCUUGGCUCCUGGAAAGGGCCAGGGAGGUUGUCCUGGCUCAGUGGAACUGAUUUGCAAGUGAUCUUUUGAAAACUGUCUCUCCAUGUGCCUUAUCUAAAGAAUUAAUCGUUCACAAAGCAGCACUCUUCCUUCCCCACUGCCCCUGCACAACUCCCCAAAUGCUCUAUUAACUUUUCCUGUGUCACACUGUAAAUACUGAGUGCAGAACAGCUCGGAGGCUGCGUGACACCUUUGGUACUAGGGCCAAAGUGACCGUGACCCAGAGGGCAGAGCACCAUCACCAUCCUGCUGCAGCCCCUGCCUCAUGCUUGGGGGUUCCAUGAGCUGGGAACACAGCGUGAGGGCUUUUGCCUUGUGAAUGUGCAAUGUGCUUGAAUUUACCAGAACACAACCCGACCCCAUUGUUAAGCUUUUAGGUGCCUUUGUCUUGUGUCAAGCGUGAUUUUCUUUGUUGCUUUGCCAUCAAUGGUAGGAGACCUGCCUGGUGACUAACUCCCUGGAAAUACAAUUGCACUACAGGGGAGCGAGGAGGGUUUAAUGCGGCUCAUUAAACCAAGACUGGCCAUGUCUGGAAGCUGGAACACGGUGCUCCAGAGUGCCAUGCUCCCUCCAGCCCUGCCCCUUGCCAUCCUCAGCCUCUUGCCAAAGUUCUUCAGAAGGAAUUGGUGUCUGUGCUUUUUUAGUGUGUGAGGUUGGAGGUUUCAGAGGAACCAAGCUGAGCAGCAGUGCUGGGGACUCCACAUCCUGCUUCACCUUGGGGUUUUUUCCCCCUUGGUGUUGUUUUGAAGUACCCAUCCCCAGUCAUAUUGAAAAUGCUUGAUGCCAGAGAGGAGCCCACUAAAAUGGUUGGAGCAGAACACCAAACUCGUGCCCCAUUCAUAUACACUGCCAAGAUCUCCACAGAGCUUGGAUGAACCUCUCUGGCUGGGAUCUGCCACCUUUCAUCCCCCCUCCAUCCUCUUCAGUGCCAGGAACUGUAAUUCCAGAAAGCUGACAACACUCUGCCUGAACAUGGCAUAUUUGGGGUGGGUUAGGUUUAUUUUUUCUUUGGGAUUCUGUACAUUUUUAAGUGUUUACAUUAGAUUUCUAACACCAUUAACCUGGACUCCUGGUCGUGCUCGGCGGCACGUGGCGUGUCUGUGUGCGAUGUUUCCUGUCACUUGUGGAGCUCUGAGGUUUGUUUGUGGUUUGUUUUUUUUCUCCUGAUCACAAGACAAUAAAUGCUCAUCCUGUGCUUGAUGAGAAGAACUGGC